Macaca mulatta (Rhesus monkey) is the source of this 2155-nucleotide messenger RNA. NCBI's taxonomy places the organism in Eukaryota, Metazoa, Chordata, Mammalia, Primates, Cercopithecidae. The record is from RefSeq and is a predicted model, not a curated record.
GCGCUCGGCGCCGACGGGUGCGCGCCGCGGCUUGGGGGAGAGUUGAGCGCUUUUCCCCCCUCUUUUUUUUUUUUUUUCUCCUCUUCUUCUUAAACAAACCACAAACGGAUGUGAGGGAAGGAAGGUGUUUCUUUUACUCCUGAGCCCAGACACCUCACUCUGUUCCGUCUAAGCUUGUUUUGCUGAACACUUUUUUAAAAAAAAAGGAAAAAGAAAAGGAGUUGCUUGAUGUGAGAGUGAAAUGGACGUAAGAUUUUAUCCACCUCCAGCCCAGCCCGCCGCUGCGCCCGACGCUCCCUGUCUGGGACCUUCUCCCUGCCUGGACCCCUACUAUUGCAACAAGUCCUACCCUGGUCCAAGCCUGGAAAGUGAAGACUUCAACAUUCCACCAAUUACUCCUCCUUCCCUCCCAGACCACUCGCUGGUGCACCUGAAUGAAGUUGAGUCUGGUUACCAUUCUCUGUGUCACCCCAUGAACCAUAAUGGCCUGCUACCAUUUCAUCCACAAAACAUGGACCUCCCUGAAAUCACUGUCUCCAAUAUGCUGGGCCAGGAUGGAACACUGCUUUCUAACUCCAUUUCUGUGAUGCCAGAUAUACGAAACCCAGAAGGAGCUCAAUACAGUUCCCAUCCUCAGAUGGCAGCCAUGAGACCAAGGGGCCAGCCUGCAGACAUCAGGCAGCAGCCAGGAAUGAUGCCACAUGGCCAGCUGACUACCAUUAACCAGUCACAGCUAAGUGCUCAACUUGGUUUGAAUAUGGGAGGAAGCAAUGUUCCCCACAACUCACCAUCUCCACCUGGAAGCAAGUCUGCAACUCCUUCACCAUCCAGUUCAGUGCAUGAAGAUGAAGGCGAUGAUACCGCUAAGAUCAAUGGUGGAGAGAAGCGGCCUGCCUCCGAUAUGGGGAAAAAACCAAAAACUCCCAAAAAGAAGAAGAAGAAGGAUCCCAAUGAGCCCCAGAAGCCUGUGUCUGCCUAUGCGUUAUUCUUUCGUGAUACUCAGGCCGCCAUCAAGGGCCAAAAUCCAAAUGCUACCUUUGGUGAAGUCUCUAAAAUUGUGGCUUCAAUGUGGGAUGGCUUAGGAGAAGAGCAGAAACAGGUCUAUAAAAAGAAAACCGAGGCUGCAAAGAAGGAGUACCUGAAGCAACUUGCAGCAUACAGAGCCAGCCUUGUAUCCAAGAGCUACAGUGAACCUGUUGACGUGAAGACAUCUCAACCUCCUCAGCUGAUCAAUUCCAAGCCGUCGGUGUUCCACGGGCCCAGCCAGGCCCACUCGGCUCUGUACCUAAGUUCCCACUAUCACCAACAACCAGGAAUGAAUCCUCACCUAACCGCCAUGCAUCCUAGUCUCCCCAGGAACAUAGCCCCCAAGCCGAAUAACCAAAUGCCAGUGACUGUCUCUAUAGCGAACAUGGCUGUGUCCCCUCCUCCUCCCCUCCAGAUCAGCCCGCCUCUUCACCAGCAUCUCAACAUGCAGCAGCACCAGCCGCUCACCAUGCAGCAGCCCCUUGGGAACCAGCUCCCUAUGCAGGUCCAGUCCGCCUUACACUCACCCACCAUGCAGCAAGGAUUUACUCUUCAACCCGACUAUCAGACUAUUAUCAAUCCUACAUCUACAGCUGCACAAGUUGUCACCCAAGCAAUGGAGUAUGUGCGUUCGGGGUGCAGAAAUCCUCCCCCACAGCCGGUGGACUGGAAUAACGACUACUGCAGUAGUGGGGGCAUGCAGAGGGACAAAGCACUGUACCUUACUUGAGAGUCUGAACACCUCUUCUUUCCACUGAGGAAUUCAGGGAAGUGUUUUCACCAUGGAUUGCUUUGUACAGUCAAGGCAGUUCUCCAUUUUAUUAGAAAAUACAAGUUGCUAAGCACUUAGGACCAUUUGAGCUUGUGGGUCACCCACUCUGGAAGAAAUAGUCAUGCUUCUUUAUUAUUUUUUUAAUCCUUUAUGGACAUUGUUUUUCUUCUUCCCUGAAGGAAAUUUGGACCAUUCAGAUUUUAUGUUGGUUUUUUGCUGUGAAGUGCUGCGCUCUAGUAACUGCCUUAGCAACUGUAGAUGUCUCGGAUAAAAGUCCUGGAUUUUCCAUUGGUUUUCAUAAUGGGUGUUUAUAUGAAACUACUAAAGACUUUUUAAAUGGCUUGAUGUAGCAGUCAU